Colletotrichum karsti is the source of this 822-nucleotide messenger RNA. RefSeq lists its product as uncharacterized. Bases 1 to 822 code for a protein of 273 amino acids. Lineage: Eukaryota; Fungi; Ascomycota; Sordariomycetes; Glomerellales; Glomerellaceae. The record is from RefSeq and is a predicted model, not a curated record. The transcript has 3 exons.
AUGCGCCCAGAGUCGGACUCAUUGGUCUUCGGCCCGCCGGGGGACGAAUGGCGUUACGACAAAUCGUCACGAACCUAUGAUCUCACCCGGGACCGGUCGCCGGCCUGGACGGUCGGCACCUCCCAGGGCCCCCCGGAGACCUUCAUAUCCGUGUCCCCCCACAGCACGGCGCUCGUGAUUGUCGACAUGCAGAAUUUCUUUCUGCAUCCGAGCUUUCGAGAUCAUCCCGCCGGUCUGGCCGCGGUGGAAAAGACGAAGGUUGUCGUCGAGAAAUGCCGCGAAUUAGGCGUCCAGAUAAUCUGGCUAAAUUGGGGCCUGACCGACCAAGACCUCGCCGCGAUGCCCGCCAGCGUCCAGCGCGGCUUCUCCCGGUCCCUCAUCCACGGCGCCGCCCCGGGCGACAAGGUCCUCCGCCUCGGCCUCGGCACGGAUCUCGGCGACGGCAAGGGCCGGUGCCUCGUCAAGGGGAGCUGGAACGCCGACAUCUACGAGCCGCUGAAGCGGUGCGCCGAGAGGGCCACCGACGUGCACUGCGACAAGAACAGGAUGUCCGGCAUGUGGAGCCCGGAGCAGCCGCUCCGGAAGUGGCUGGACGGGCCCGGCGAGGAGACGCGGACUCUCCUCUUCGCCGGCGUCAACACGGACCAGUGCGUCCUGGGGACCCUCACCGACGCCUACAACGGCGGCUGGGACUGCGUCAUGGUCGAGGACUGCUGCGCGACGGGGACGCCUGGGGCGCCGGAGGUGUGUCUUUACAACGUCGCCGGCUCGUAUGGUUUCGUCAUUAACAGCGAGACCUUCCUCGCGGGUACGAGUUCGUGA